Caenorhabditis angaria is the source of this 621-nucleotide messenger RNA. Lineage: Eukaryota; Metazoa; Nematoda; Chromadorea; Rhabditida; Rhabditidae. The record is from the annotation of a GenBank genome assembly.
AUGGAAAGUACUACUACUACCACAUUAUUUAUUCUUGUUGUUCUCGUUAUUGGAUCAUUUGCUGAGGUGAGUGAGGAUGAAUAUAUUUAGACAUUUGAGGUUUCUUCGAAAUUAUAUUUUUAUUCUAUGACGUGAUUCAUUCAUUUUUCAGAGAUGGCAAUUCGGCGGUGAUAAUCGGUAUUACGUGAGUUUAACUGAAUCGAAAUCAAAUUGAAAAUAAUUUCUGAUUUUAGGAUCUGGCUGAUAAGCGAGCGUUGAAUGCUCACAUUCGAAAGUCGAGUAUUCUUUGGGGAAAACGAUCAGGAGAUGUAAGAUUUUUGUUUCCCUACAAACCAAUCAAUUCGAAAUCUUUUCAGGACAUUGAAACCAAGCGGACAAUUCCAGGCCAACUUCGAAAAUCAAGUAUGCUUUGGGGUAAAAGAUCAGGACUUGAGGUAUGUGAAAUAUCAGCAGCUGAAAAAUUUAAACCAGCACAUCAUGUCAUUUCAGAAUGAAAUGGCGUGGGCUCCAGACAACUCGGAAGAUUUGAUUGAAACAGUGAAGAGAAGUGAUAUGAUGGAGAGAGUUGCAAAAGGAGCACUCCGACCAAAAUUGGCGUUGAGCAGCAUUCAUUGGGGAUAA